ACCGAAAUAAAUGAUUACUACAUUACCCAGAAUCCCCCACGGUAUGACCAUCUUGGGGUCAAGGUUGAGUUUAGGCGAAACUGCUUCGAAAAGCAUGGCGUCAGAAUGUACAGGAGCUUCCUCACGCACAAAGAAUGUUGCUGUACAAAGAGACACAAGCAGAGCAGAAGAUCCAGCAGACACAGACAAUGUCAAAACAGCUCUGACAGAUGAGAAAGGAGUCGACGUGUGCCCGUUCUUCCUGGAGGGAAAGUGUCACUUUGGUGCCAGAUGUCGUAUGGCUCACAGUUCAACCCGGCUGAUCUGCGAAGUAACCAGCACCUCAGUUGACCCAGCAGUAGCUAGCGCAGACGCAAUAAUUCCUGAGCAGGAGGACAAAUCUGAUGAAGAAGUACAAAAGAAGAAGAAAGCCAACAGAAACAAAACGGCAAAAGCGAAAGAAAAUGAGGCAAAAGACGUCAAUAAAAAGCCUCGCAUGCGGACAGCCGACGACGUGAUCUCUCGGAUCCUCUGGGACCCCUCGGCGGACGCGUCCCAAUUCGUUGUGGGCUAUGUGGACCGUUACCUGGGCGUGCUGGAGCGCCCCUUCUGUGAUUUUAACUGGGACACCAACCCAUGUGACUGCGACUACGCCACGGAGCUGGCCCUGCCCAGACACAGGAUCCAGUACUUUACCUACAGAGGGCACCGUGUCUGGGACCGCCACAGCAGGACUGACAGGGUGUUUGGCUCCACUGGUCAAUCUUUGGCUCCCCCCUUUGGAGGGGAAGAGGAAGUCGGAGCAAGAGAGCAACCACCUGAUGCUCUCGGCCAGAGAAUGGAGUGUACCGACGCUGAGAACACACAUCUGCAGGACGACAAGCACAGUGAGAUGAACGCUCGCACCUCUGAGUCAGCGCAAGCCGGUCAGGCGUCGACAAGCGUUGCGGAGGAGGCUCCAAAUAGUGCGAAGGCCUCGGCAGAUAAAGGAGGACAGUGUUUGAUAGAUGGAGACACAAACGAAUGGGAAGAAAGUUUUGAAGGCCAGAAUAAUGUGCAGAGUGAAGAGAACCGCGGUCGUCGUCCCCCUAAAAAGAAACCCACCCACUUCAUCACGUUCCGGGCCAACACUCCCGCCAUCCUGGCCUCUUUCCAGCAACUCCAGGAAGAGGUCAGCGCCCUUCUCCCGUCGUCCGCCCCUCACUGGCAGGCCUCGGCCAGCCUGCACGUCACCCUGUGCCUCCUGGUGCUGCGGGGCCCCGCGGAAGUGGAGGCCGCUGUGGAGAUCCUUCGACGCUUUGCCCACUUGGACCGCAACCCCCCGGUGGCCGUCAGCUUUCCCGUCAAGCUGAAGCAUUUCAACGGCAGGGUGCUGUACCUGAGCCCCCAGCCUCAGCUUCAGCUCCAGCAGCUCAAUGGCGGCCUGCAGGAAGCCUACAGGAGCGAGGGCCUGCUCCACAGGGACUCCUACAACCCGCGCUACCAUCUCACCCUGGCCAAGGUAACGGACAAGGACGGCGAACGCAUCUUCGAUGGCGUGGGCGACCUGAAGGUGGGCAAAGGUUUACAUUUUGGUCGUUUGCCUGUGAACUCCUUGCACCUUUGUGUCGUCGGGGGUGCGGACGUGGAUGGUUUUUUUGAGACUGUAUGUACAGUAAGUCUUCGAUAAUUGCUAGUUCAUGUGGGAUAAAUUCAGGCACGCACUCGGGACUCUUCAUUAGGUGCAUCUGCUCGACGCAUUGAGAUCUGAUCCAGGUGCUGUGUCGUAUACAAGGAUAGUUUUGAUGUGGUAAUAACUCAGCAAAACGUUGACGCCGCAUCAUUCUGACGCAAGGGCAGUAAAAUGUUUCCAAACAGCUCAGUGCACUUCUGCAACCAUCACAACAACAACCAUAGUGUGGAAUGAAAUCCUCUCACGUUUGUUAUUUUCAUUGUAAAGGCAAACUCAUUUAAACAGCCAUUGUAUUAGGUCUCAUUCGAUCAUGAGUUGGUAAUAUCGGCAUCUUUCAACGUGUAUGUGUGUGUUAGAAUGUUUUAUAACACCAGGUACAAGAAUUUAGGGGUUGUGAAUCAAUUCUAUCUGGGCAUUUGCUUUUUACGAUUUUUAACUUUAAAAAAAUGUUUUUAUAAAGGUUUAAUGAAGGGUAGGAAUGCAGAAACGUCAGGUCAGCCGCAUACAAACAACAGUUUGUUCAACAGCUCUUAUGUUAAGGUGAGCAGGGUGAAUGAAUGCCUUUUAUUGUGUGUCAAAUGAAUACCUGAAAAAGAAACACAAAUGCAGCCAAAUUAAUUAUACAGUGACUUUGUGUUCAUUUUGAUCAGAACCUCAUAAGAAUCUGAGAAAAGAGAACCUUUUUAUUAUUUUCACGACUUUUAAUGUUUACAGAAGUGGCUUAUGCAUGGAGUCAAACUAGACCGGGGAUGGGCAUCUUAAAUGAUGGAGUUCAAAAAUUUUCAACGGCGCUACUGGAGGGGAUAAACAUAGGACCACAAACCUCUGAACUAGAUGCAUGACAAAAACAUUUUAAAAUAUGAGCAUAUGGCUGUUUUUAUUUAACCAGUGCACAUCACAAUUUUAAUAGAUUU
Messenger RNA from Hippocampus comes (tiger tail seahorse), 2565 nucleotides. RefSeq names its product leukocyte receptor cluster (LRC) member 9 (gene leng9). The transcript has 8 exons. The coding region runs from base 11 to 1648 and encodes 545 amino acids. The record is from RefSeq and is a predicted model, not a curated record. NCBI's taxonomy places the organism in Eukaryota, Metazoa, Chordata, Actinopteri, Syngnathiformes, Syngnathidae. Gene Ontology annotation, molecular function: metal ion binding.